Molecule: messenger RNA, 2803 nt
Organism: Scleropages formosus (Asian bonytongue)
Lineage: Eukaryota; Metazoa; Chordata; Actinopteri; Osteoglossiformes; Osteoglossidae
Gene: c6h1orf226
Product: chromosome 6 C1orf226 homolog
Exons: 3
Coding region: 518-1402 (294 amino acids)
Source: RefSeq, a predicted model, not a curated record
UCUGUUUGAUUGUUUCAGAAUUGAUUUUAAUGCUAAAGGUUAAAGUUGUGCGUUUAUACAAUCGGACGUAAUUGACGUAUCCUCUGAGAAGCUUCCGCCUUUGAACAAGACUUCAUCUUUCGAUGUUUUUUAAUGAUGUGGUGCUCAUUGAAAGGAAAACAUUUUUAAAAAGUAUAUAAACAUGAGCAUCAGAUGGUAUCUGGCAGUCUAGUGGCUGCUUUUUGGCUGCUUUUAUUUAUCUGUCUCACAUUCAAAAUUAAAUGUUUAGUUUGUAAAUUAACAUUUUUAAUGAGAACAGUGUAAUUAAGACCAAGCAAAACUGUAAUAUGAGCUCCAAUUACACGUGCAACCAAAACACUAAUGACCGUUUUGACAGAUGAGCGGCCCCUUGUGACUGUACAAAUGCUAAUGGAAAAUUGCAGUUAGGCAGAGUUUACAGGUCUUUCGAAUGUUUGUGAAAGUAACCUAUUUCAUGCAGUUUCAUUUACGUAAAAAAUUAUUUUUAUAUCCCAUCUAAAUGCUUUCCGAGAAACUAUUGUCCUCACAAGUUGACCAAAGCAUAUUUGAGAACUCCAGCACGGCUCAUCAGCCGAAGUUCCAGAAUUCCAGGUCAACGGCACCACUGAGCCGGCGCUCGGCAACUUCCCCGUCCAGCCCGGCGGUCCCUGCAGAUGUUUCUGGUGCCGGGAUGCUGAGGACAGGAAGCAGUCAGCACCUGAAGAAUGCCCUCAACCUGGGCAAGGCUAUGGGGGCAAAGGUCAACGACCUUCUGCGGCGCAAAGACCCCAGUAGCCUGGGAGAUGUCGGCGUGACGGAAGUUAACAAGAUUGCAGGCGCAGCAUGGGCGUGCAUGGACCGUGAUACUCUCAGCAUCAUGGGCAGCAGCCUCUUUGGCCAGGAUUCUUUCCCACGACUGAACCCACCCCCUCCCACCAGUAAGAAGCGCCUCCCUCGCGCUCUAAAGACCACGCAAGACAUGAUGAUCUCCUCUGACCCUGUUGUGGCCACGCCUGAAAUAUCCGACUCUUGCAUUUCUUCACCUGAAGAGGUUCCCCUGUUCCGGAAGGAUGGAUGCACAGACCCACAGGAAGGAGGGAAAAAAGGGGUGGAAAGAGGUGCUGGUCUCAGUGAGAUCAAAGCAGAGAAGGACAGUGCCGCCAAUUUAGACAAACCAGCAGAGAUCGGCAAAGCCGAACCAUCCCAGCUUCAGCUCUCCGUGCCUGACCUGAUCCACAAGGAUCACCUGGACCCUCCACAGAAACCUGGAUGCCAGCAGGUCAGGAUGGCAUCCACCCCCUGCUCAGGGAAACCAGGCUGCCGCAUCAGCUUGAGCGAUAGUGACUUGGAGAAGAACUCUGAAGAAACUGAAGAGCCUCACCCAGACCUGUUAUCGUUUGAGUAGCUUCUAAAAGCUUCUGGAGAAGUCUCUCUUACCCUUGUCUCCAGCCUUGCCCUUUUGGCUGUCCAUUGUAUUUGUCUGUUAAGACUGAGGCAUGCGGGGUUAAUCACCAGCUGUUUGAAAGAUAUUGUCAAAUCUAAGUGCAGCGAGUGCAUGGAGAUCUUCUUGAUCAAGGGUUAGAUGUUUAGCACAAUAUGACCUUUCUGUUGAAUUGUAUAUAAAGUAGUUUAUUUUAGGGAGAAAAAUCAGUUUCUCAAAACAAAGUUACCUGGAGAAAGCCUUCAUCAAAAGUGUCUCCAGUAAUGGAACUGAACACGGCUGCAUUUUUUAUAACAUUUUCCAACUUUGAUCAAAAGGAUGCCUAGGGGUAGCUGGUAUUAUCAAAAUGCCGAAGCUGACGGCUGAGGAAAAAAGGGCUCCCCUUAUGAAAGAGCGUUACCUUUUUUUGUAUUUUUUUGCAGAAAUGAUUUUUAUACUUGCUUGGUCUCAAAGUGACCAGCUUUAAAAUGCUUAAAGUGUAUUUUUUUUUUCCAAUAUACUUAAGUGUUAUAAUAAUGAAGUAUAAUUUGAAAAGUGUAUAGAAUGUAAACUUGGAGCAAACAAAGAGUAAGUAUCGUGUGUUCUCAAAUUAGCCCAUUUAGAGUUUACUGGCACGAAUAUGUUUGCAUCCUUGGUAGCUCAUUAAAGUACCUACUGAGUGAUUUUUUUUUUUUUUUUUUUCCCCCCCCCCUUUUUUUUACCAGGGCUUUUAGCUUUUCUGUUUGUCUAUGUCUUCUAAGAGAAAUGUUUUGUGCAUUCCAUUUCAUUUAAGAACAGUAACAUAAGUUUUUACAAACAGUUAGAAAAUAUUGCUCUUUUGAGAGACAGCAGCUUAUUCCCUUUAGUGCACAUCAGUGUAUCAGCACGCGUUAACCUAAAACUGUUGUCAUCUCACUGUGUGUUGACUGUUGCCUGACAGAGGGUCCUUGAAACCAUGAACAAAUGCUGCUGUUGGGUUUAUCGGGACGAUGCCGAGCUCCCUUUCCGGAGCGUCCGUCACGGCCCGUCUGUCAGGACGGCUCUGAGCUCGGCUCGGGGAACUGUGGAAUUGCUGCAACUCGGCACUGCUUCUCACCUCAUGAAUGUACAGGUAGUGCAGCAGCCUCCCCUCCGAGAGCCUUUCUUCACAGAUGGUGUCACUAUUUGCGUCUGGGGAUUUUCGUUUAUUCACAAGUUACUGUUGCAAAUAGCCGUGCAAUAGAACAGUGGUUCUCAUAUACCGCUGUGCUUUUUUUUCCUUUUUCUUUUUUUGCAGCCAAAUCAGUUAAUUAAUUGUGUUACAUUGAAUGAAUUUCACAGCUCAAAUAUUAAACCAAACGUUAAUUUCACUACUUUUUUUUAAUACUGAAUUUGAGAAUCUGAAAA